CAUCAUCAUCAUCAAUUCAUUUCUCAACUAUUUUUCACAGUAUUUCCCCCAAAACAGGACCAUGCUGACUUUGAGAACUCAAAACACUUCUCUGAACUCAAUGUCUCCUAACUGGAAAUCCCUCUUCUUCCUCCUCCUUCUACAACUCUUCAAAUUAUGCUUCAGCAAAUCCCAGCCAUUCACAUCAUCAUCAUCAAAUUCAGACCUUCAAUUCCCAUGCAAGCCACCCCACUACAGCUCCUACCCUUUUUGCAACACCUCCCUCCCAAUCACAACCAGAGCUCAGUCCCUAAUUUCCCUCCUUACCCUCCGAGAAAAAAUCCAACAGCUCUCAAACAAUGCCUCUGCAAUUCCAAGACUUGGCAUCCCGCCCUAUGAAUGGUGGUCUGAGUCACUCCAUGGCAUAGCCACCAAUGGCCCUGGUGUCUCCUUCAAUGGCACCAUACCUUCAGCCACAAGCUUCCCACAAGUGAUUGUCACUGCAGCUGCUUUCAAUAGGACUCUCUGGUCCUUAAUUGGGUCUGCCAUAGCUGUUGAGGCUAGAGCAAUGUACAAUUUGGGGCAAGCUGGGCUGACAUUUUGGGCACCCAAUAUCAAUAUAUUUAGGGACCCAAGAUGGGGUAGAGGUCAAGAGACCCCUGGGGAGGACCCCAUGGUUGCUUCUGCUUAUGCAAUUGAGUUUGUGAAGGGUUUCCAAGGUGGGAAUUGGGGAAUUAGACAUGAUGGGUUUGGAGAGAGGAGAGUCUUGGAAGGUCAUGAUGGUGGGAGUGAUGAUGGUCUAAUGCUCUCUGCUUGUUGCAAGCAUUUCACUGCUUAUGACUUGGACUUGUGGCGGAAUUUCAGUAGAUAUAGCUUCAAUGCUGUGGUUUCAGAACAAGAUUUGGAGGAUACGUAUCAGCCACCUUUUCGUAGUUGUAUACAACAUGGUAAAGCUAGCUGCUUAAUGUGUUCUUACAAUGCAGUCAAUGGGGUUCCUGCUUGUGCACAGAAGGAUCUCUUGGACAAAGCUCGGAAUGAGUGGGGCUUCAAAGGAUAUAUCACCUCAGACUGUGAUGCUGUGGCCACAGUCUAUGAGUAUCAGAAUUACACUAAAAGUUCUGAAGAUGCAGUUGCUGAUGUUCUUAAAGCAGGGACGGAUAUUAAUUGUGGUACAUUCUUGUUUCGACAUACUCUAUCGACGAUCAAACAAGGGAAGGUGCAAGAGGAAGACAUAGACAAGGCUCUUCUCAAUCUUUUCUCAGUUCAACUCCGCCUUGGGCUGUUUGAUGGAGAUCCCAGAAAUGGGCAAUUUGGUAGUUUGGGACCUAAGGACGUCUGUACAUCAGAGCACAAGACUUUGGCACUUGAGGCGACAAGGCAGGGAAUUGUGCUUCUUAAAAAUGAUAAGAAGUUUUUGCCUUUAGAAAAGGGUGUUGAUUUUUCCUUGGCUGUUAUUGGUCCAUUAGCAAACAAUGCAAGUUUGCUGGGUGGGGGCUACACAGGGAUUCCCUGCAGCUCAAAGGGUCUCUUUGAAGGUCUUCAAGAGUACACAAAAAGAGCAUUGUAUGCAGCUGGUUGCCUUGAUGUACCAUGUAAGUCUCGUGCUGGGUUCCGAGAAGCAAUUCAUACUGUCAAGAUGGCUGAUAUUGUUGUCAUAGUUGUUGGUCUUGAUUUGACGCAAGAAAGGGAAGAUCAUGACCGAGUUAGUCUUCUCUUACCCGGUAAACAAAUGGCCCUUGUAUCUUCUGUGGCAGCUGCAAGUAAAGAACCAGUGAUUCUAGUUCUUACUGGUGGUGGACCACUUGAUGUAACAUUUGCCAAAGAAGACCCGCGAAUCGCAAGCAUUCUUUGGAUUGGGUACCCUGGGGAAUCUGGCGGGAGAGCACUAGCAGAAGUCCUCUUUGGAGAUUUCAAUCCGGGUGGAAGGCUACCUAUGACUUGGUAUCCUGAGUCAUUCACCAAUAUACCGAUGAAUGAUAUGAACAUGAGGGCCGAUCCUUCUAAAGGUUAUCCGGGAAGAACCUACCGAUUUUACACAGGGAGCAGGCUGUAUGGAUUUGGAGAUGGCUUAAGCUACAGUAAGUUCACUUACAACAUUGUAUCAGCGCCAAAAAAUUUAAGGUUAUCAAGACCUCUCAAGGUUGAUUCCAGCAGAAACAUACUACACCAAGCAGGAGAUACACUUGAUUAUUUACACAUUGAUGAGGUGACAUCUUGUGAUUCCUUGAGAUUUUUUGUUGAAAUCACUGUGACGAAUAUAGGAGACAUGGAUGGAGGCCAUACUGUGAUGUUGUUCUCCAGAAUGACAAAAGUUGUCAAGGGUGCUCCAAAACAACAGCUGAUUGGAUUUAACCGUGUGCAUACUGGUUCGUACAAAUCUACUGCAACAAGCAUUCUAGUUGAUCCUUGCACACAUUUUAGCUUUGCAAAUGAUUAUGGGGAAUGGAUAUUGCCACUGGGUGAUCAUAAGUUAAUGGUAGGAGAUAUAGAACACAUUGUCUCAAUUGAAAUUAAUUGAUGCUAUUUAUGUCAAACAGGUGACACGAUUGUUGAAGCACAUGUAUCCUUCAUUUUGUUUUACAGAAAUCAAAGCU
Prunus mume (Japanese apricot) is the source of this 2573-nucleotide messenger RNA. RefSeq names its product Glycosyl hydrolase family protein. Gene Ontology annotation, biological process: arabinan catabolic process; xylan catabolic process. Lineage: Eukaryota; Viridiplantae; Streptophyta; Magnoliopsida; Rosales; Rosaceae. The record is from RefSeq and is a predicted model, not a curated record. Gene Ontology annotation, molecular function: xylan 1,4-beta-xylosidase activity; alpha-L-arabinofuranosidase activity.